CUCCCUCUCGUUUUCCCUUUCCAGAUUUUUGUGCCCUUUCUUUUUCCUUUUCCCGUGUUUAUCCUUCUGCAAGUCAGCGUCACGAUAUAGAAGUUAUUGUUCAGAUCGCGUCUGGGCCGAGCCACCACCAUAUUCUUGAAUUCAUCAUCGGCCAUCGGGCCCCCGGUUCUCCGAUACUGGCGCAAUUCCAGCUCCGUGCUGCCUUGCCUCGCUCCUUACGCUCUCAUUAUUCCUCUUUCUUUUUUCUUUUCUUUUCUUUUCUUUUCUUCUCCGGUAUUGAAGACCGUUUCUCGGGUAAGCUAAAAACAAGAUGCAGUUGUGACCAUCAUGAUGUCCAUUUGCCCGCUCAUUACUCUAGAACGCGACCGGAAUGACCUCACCUGCCACUCCGCCCGGACUAUGGCGGACGAUCACUCCCCGACGAACAGAGCCUGGCUGACCAUGAUAUGAUAUCCGCUCCGCAGUCUCCGCGCUCCCCGAUGGAGCUCGAUCCACGCCUGCAUGCAGGUGCCAGCGACAGCGGGCGUCCCGCCGAGCGCGCAGAAACCCGCCCGUCUUAUCUCCAAGCCUCCGCGUCAGGACACUGCAAUCCGCUCGUUGCUUCCCCCGCCCCUAUUGCUACAGAUUAUCCCGACUCAACCCCGCAUUUGUCUCCAACCGAUCGGCUGCACUUCACCCUGACAGCUUCUCGAGGCCCGAACUCCCUCUCGAGUCCCCAGCUGAACCAACCCAGUAGUCAACAUCGGUCGGAUUCGACAUCGGGUCUUGACACCUUCCCCGGCACCUCCCUCGACCACAAUGACCCCCACGCGGAUUUGAGACGGCCCCGUGCCUGCGAUGCGUGUAGGCAGUUGAAAGUGCGAUGCGAACCGGACAUCAGUCACCCCAAUGGCACCUGCAAACGAUGUGCGAAAGCCGGGAGGACAUGUAUUGUGACCGCCCCGACGCGGAAACGGCAGAAGAAAACGGAUAAUCGUGUCGCGGAGCUCGAGAGGAAGAUUGAUGCGCUCACUGCGAGCCUGCAAGCGUCUCAAGAUCAUGGUCCCGUGCUGCAGUCGGUGCCCAUGCCUCCACCACGCGAGGAGCCUACCGGGAGGCAUUGGCUGGCACCUACCCAUGCCGUACCGCACGAGCCUCCGCCUUUGAAGUCACCGCCGAGUAUGGCAAGGAGGAAACGAAGUCAUAGCGGGGACGAAAAGGAAGCCACACCCGCAACUUCCCGGGUGUCCAGUCCGAGUGAAGAACAAUCCAUCUAUAACAAAGCAAUCCGGCAAUGGCGUGCCCUAGGGUACCCGUCGGAUUCUACAACGAAGGAUGGAUCCAGAGAAGCUGUCGAUAUUAUCGAUCGGGGCCUCGUGAAUGCCGAGAUAGCCGCAGAAGCGUUUCGGCGAUACAAUGAGGAGAUGGCACUACUUAUACCGAUGGUGGUGUUUCCCAAGGGGACGAAGAUGGAGGACAUACGGCAGAAGAAGCCCGUUUUGUUCCAUGCCAUCACCGCUGUGGCCGUCGGGACAAUCCAGCCUCAGGCCCAAAUCCCUCUAAUCAACGACUUCUAUAGACUAAUCGCGGAAAAAGUGGUUGUGAAAGGGGAAAAGUCGCUUGAGCUCGUCCAGUCGAUAUUGGUCUGCUGCAACUGGUAUACGCCUCCGGACAACUUUGAAGAGCUGAAGUUUUACCAACUAACACAUAUGGCGGUCACUUUGGCUAUGGACGUGGGUUUGUAUCGAAAAUCGAUGCCCAGAGGGAAGCAGAUGAAUUUGAUUAGAAACAUUAUAGCUAAAAAGUCAUCCGAGGUCCUGGAUCCAGAUUCCCCGGAGACCAGACGAACCUGGUUGGCAUGCUACUUCGUUGCUGUUCAGGUUGCUGUGUCUCUUCGACGAGUUAAUCUUGUGCGAUGGCUGCCUUAUAUGGAUGAAUGUAUCGAGAUUCUGGAAAAGUCUCCCGAUGCACUGCCAUCAGAUCGAACAAUGGUUCGGUGGGCCAAGCUGGCGCAAAUCAUUGAAGAGAUCUAUGUUCAGUUCUCGAGCGACGAUAUUCCCUCCGUUGUGUCCUUCUCGGACCCAAAGUCCAUCUACACUCUCAAGGUCUUCGAAAAGCAGCUGGAGCAAUGGAAGAGAGAAACAUUACCGGAGCAUUCUUCAGCUGUAAUCCAACAAGCAUACUGUAUUGUCAACCUCUACCUGCACGAAAAUGCUCUGCAUGUUGAUUAUGGCAAGGAUGAGGCUCGAACAUCAGGGGAUGAAGCUGCUAGUCCUACAAGCGCCACGCACAUCAGUGCCCUCAGCUCCUGCCUCACUUCCAUCCACGAAGCUUUAGAUACGAUCUGUGCGAUUGACGCCAAAAAGCUAUUGUCCGCGCCUACCAUUACUCUAGCCCGUACGUCUUUUGCAGUUGUUGCGCUGAUCAAACUCUACGCCAUCGUCCUUGCGCCAGAGACCCGCCUGGGUCAAGUGAUAGAUGCGGGCAGCCUCAAGAUGGAAUACUAUCUUGACAAAGUCAUUCGCCAUUACGCCGUCGCUGGAGAGCUUCCUGGCGGACGGAGUCCGGCAAAGUUUGGCGUUGUGCUCUCCAUGUUACGCAACUGGUUCAUGAAGCGUAAAGACCAGGGUCCAGCCUUGAAAGAAGCACUUUCAGUAUGCUGUGGUUCGGCAGACUGUCAAAGUAACAACCACGACCGAAGCCAAAAUCACAGCGACGCUGGGCAGACCCCCCUGCACCUUUUGAGUGAAGUCGCCAUGGGCAGUAGCUCGCAAGGCCGCUCCUCUACCACAAAUCCCUCCGCCGGCGAACCACCCAUGCCUUACUUGACAGGGUCCACUAUCAACAACAACAACACGAGCAGCAGCAGCAGCAGCAGCCGCCGCAACCCGAGCGCCACCAACCACGCAUCCAUCUCCUCCGAUCUCGCCUCACACUCCCUCGGUCCCAGCCCACGCCCCAUAUCACAAGCACCGCCUGCACCGACCUCACAGCCUCCCAGCGCAACCGACUCAACCACCGAACCGUGGCCCCCUUACUCCACUGCGGCGCCCGCUUCCUCGUCCCGUGAUUACUACCCUGCCUUCAGCUCCGGCAUGUCCGACCUCCCCGGCUACCCCAACCCCGCCGCCCCCGCGAACAGCGACGGAAUGCUGAUGAUGCCGCAAGGUUUCUUUGUGCCCGAACUCGGGGUGCAGAUGGGGUUCGACCCCGAGAACCUUCUUGCCUUGCACAACAUGAUCGGCGACGGGUUCUUGAAUCUGCCGUUACAGGCUGACGAGGGCAUGGGCUUUUAUUAGUGAGGUAUUGGUGCCAGGGGGGGAAGGGGGGAAAGGGGGCUCUACCCCACAUCUCUCCAUUCUAACGUAAUAUGAUAUCCCUACUGUUCGUCCAUUCUGUUCGUAUUGUAUUUCUGCUUGGAGCGUACAUACUCCUUGACUCACUGCUUCCUCCUCUGCCGAGUAUUUAAGCAAGGGAGAAGAUGAUACGUGAUACCUCAUUCUCUUCGUGAGAAGAUCCACCCCAGGCAGGGUAGAAGGCCAGCAGAUGUAUAUUUCGACUACUAACCGAAACUCUUCUUGUAUGUAUGUAUGUAGGUAUGUAUGUAUGUCCG
Messenger RNA from Aspergillus saccharolyticus JOP 1030-1, 3592 nucleotides. RefSeq names its product putative C6 transcription factor (War1). Gene Ontology annotation, biological process: DNA-templated transcription; regulation of DNA-templated transcription. Lineage: Eukaryota; Fungi; Ascomycota; Eurotiomycetes; Eurotiales; Aspergillaceae. Bases 480 to 3278 code for a protein of 932 amino acids. The record is from RefSeq and is a predicted model, not a curated record. Gene Ontology annotation, cellular component: nucleus. The transcript is spliced from 4 exons. Gene Ontology annotation, molecular function: transcription cis-regulatory region binding; zinc ion binding; DNA-binding transcription factor activity, RNA polymerase II-specific.